AUGCAGGGGAUGAAGUGGUUUGGCAGUAUGUCCCUCAGCAGCAAAAGGAGUAAGAGGAGGAGUAGAAGGAGCAGCAGCUGUAGCAGUGGCAGUGGUAAUAAUAGUGUGCUGCUAUCCCUGGCUCUCCUGGUGGCGGUGACCCUGAUUGUGGACCCUGUAGCGGCACAAAAGCAGCGAACUGGCGGCGCUUCAGAAAAAGUGCCAGUCCUGAACAUUGCGGUGAUCCUGGGACGCACACGCUACAUCUCAGACCGGGACAUCCGAGCGCUGUGGAGCAAGGAGGACCCCAUCGACGUCAACGUGGUCACCCUGCUGGUCAACGAGACCGACCCGAAAAGCAUCAUCACCCACAUGUGUGAUUUGAUGUCCGGGACUAAGAUCCAUGGCGUGGUGUUUGGGGAUGGCACUGACCAAGAGGCCAUAGCCCAGAUUUUGGAUUUUAUGUCCUCGCAGACACUCAUACCCAUCCUGGGCAUUCAUGGAGGGUCGUCCAUGAUCAUGGCUGAUAAGGAUGUAAAGUCGACAUUCUUCCAGUUUGGUGCCUCCAUCCAACAGGAGGCUCUGUUGAUGCUCAACAUCAUGGAGGAAUACGAUUGGCACAUCUUCUCCAUUGUCACGUCAAAGUUCCCUGGCUACCAGGAGUUCAUCAACGUCCUAAAAACUACUGUGGACAACAGUUUUGUGGGCUGGGAUCUGCAGAAUAUCAUUAUUCUGGACGCAGUGGAGGAAGACAGCCGGUCUCAGAUCAUGCUCAAGAAGGUCCAGUCCCCAGUGGUCCUGCUCUACUGCUCCAAGGAUGAGGCGGUCUACGUCCUGGAGGAGGCUCGCUCACUCGGCCUCACUGGAUUUGGAUACAUCUGGAUUGUGCCAUCACUCACCACUGGGAACCCAGAAAUAACACCUGACGAGUUUCCACCAGGAAUGAUUUCAGUGUCAUACGACGACUGGGACUACCCGUUGGAGGCUCGGGUUCGGGAUGGUCUGGGAAUCAUAACGUCAGCAGCAGCAGCCAUGUUGGAGGAGUUUGGUGACAUCCCUGAAGCCAAGACUUCCUGUUAUGGCCAAUUGGAGAAGACGACCAAGCUGCCACCCAGUGCGCUACAUAAGUACAUGAUGAAUGUGACAUGGGAUGGCAAAGACUUGUCAUUCACAGAAGACGGCUACCAGGAAAACCCAAAGCUGGUGGUCAUUGUUCUCAACAAGGAGAGAGAGUGGGAGAAGAUGGGGAAAUUGGACAACCGCAGCCUGACACUUAAGUACCCAGUGUGGCCGCGCUUCAACUCCUUUGGUGACGCUGAGCUGGACGACAACCACCUGUCCAUCGUCACUUUAGAGGAGAAACCUUUUGUUAUUGUGGAGGACGUAGAAAGGCUCACCGGUACCUGCAUGAGGAACUCUGUGCCCUGCAGGAAGCAUAUCAAAGACAACACGACAGAGGCUGGUGGGACAUACAUCAAGAAGUGCUGCAAAGGCUUCUGCAUCGAUAUUCUGAAGAAGAUUGCAAAGUAUGUAAAGUUCACCUAUGACCUGUACCUGGUAACCAAUGGCAAGCAUGGCAAGAAGAUCAACAACGUGUGGAAUGGGAUGGUGGGAGAGGUGGUCUAUAAGAAAGCCGUCAUGGCCGUCGGAUCUCUGACGAUCAAUGAGGAGCGUUCUGAGGUCAUCGAUUUCUCCGUCCCGUUCGUGGAAACCGGGAUCAGCGUCAUGGUCUCCCGUAGCAACGGAACAGUCUCCCCGUCAGCCUUUCUCGAGCCAUUCAGUGCAUCAGUGUGGGUGAUGAUGUUUGUUAUGCUCCUACUGGUGACUGCAAUGGCUGUCUUCAUGUUUGAGUACAUCAGUCCUCUUGGUUUUAACAGAAACCUGGCACAAGGAAAAGACCCCCAUGGCCCUUCCUUCACCAUGGGCAAGGCCGUGUGGCUGCUGUGGGGUCUGGUCUUCAACAACUCUGUGCCAGUGCAAAACCCAAAAGGAACCACCAGUAAGUUCAUAGUGUCUGUGUGGGCCUUCUUCGCUGUCAUCUUCCUGGCCUCCUACACUGCCAACCUGGCUGCCUUCAUGAUCCAGGAGGAGUUUGUCGACCAGGUCACCGGGCUUUCUGACAACAAGUUUCAGAACCCGUACGCAUACUCACCUCCGUUUCGCUUUGGGACUGUUCCAAACGGAUCCACAGAGAGGAACAUUAGGAAGAACUACCCUGCAAUGCACCAAUACAUGGUGAAAUAUCAUCAGACUGGAGUCCAGGACGCACUUGUCAGCCUCAAAACGGGUAAACUGGAUGCCUUUAUCUAUGAUGCUGCAGUGUUGAACUACAUGGCCGGCAGAGAUGAGGGAUGUAAGCUGGUGACCAUUGGCAGCGGGUACAUCUUUGCUACCACUGGUUAUGGCAUAGCUCUACAGAAAGGCUCCUACUGGAAACGACAGGUGGAUCUGGCUAUCCUGGCCAUCAUCGGAGAUGGUGAAAUGGAGGAACUAGAAGCCCAGUGGCUGACAGGAAUUUGCCACAAUGAGAAGAACGAGGUUAUGUCCAGUCAGCUGGAUGUGGACAACAUGGCUGGAGUCUUCUACAUGCUGGCCACGGCCAUGGGGCUCUCCCUCAUCACCUUUGUCUCUGAGCAUCUCUUCUACUGGAGGCUCAGAUACUGCUUCACUGGGGUCUGCACUGGCAAGCCAGGUCUCCUUUUCUCCAUCAGUCGGGGAAUCUGGAGUUGCAUCCAUGGAGUCCACAUUGACAUGAAGAAAAAGACAGAUCUAGACUUUAGCCCCCAGGACAAAAUGCUUAAGCUCAUCAAGUCAGCCAAACAGAUGACCAACAUGUCUAACCUAGGUGGCUCCCGCAUGAAUUCACCCAAACGUGAGUUCAUGCACUCAGCUGGCCCCAUGAUCAUGGACAUGAUGGCAGAGAAAGGCAACUUUAUUUAUGCUGACAACCGAAGCUAUGCGCCCAAAGAUAUGAUCUAUGGGGACACUGGUGACCUGCAGUCUUAUCUUGCUAACCGCCACAAAGACCACCUUAACAACUACAUCUUUCAGGGAGGCCAACAUCCUCUGACCCUGAAUGAUGCCAAUCCUAACACAGUAGAGGUGGCAGUAACUGCUGACACAGUCCAGACAAACGCCAAGCCGCCCAGGACCCUGUGGAAGAAGUCAGUGGACACACUUCGUUCUGUGCCACCCGGGCCCCCUCCGAUGCCUGACAUGCUGAUGCCAGACCCACGAAUGUCAAUGAAGACACAGCGCUACAUCCCUGAGGACACAGCCCACUCUGACAUCUCCGACUGUUCUAGCAGGGCAGCCUCCUACAAGGACCCAGAAAACAACAAGCACCUGAAGCCCAAGGACAACUUAAAAAAAAGAUCGGUGCCGUCAAAAUACCCAAGGGACUGCAGUGAGGUGGAGCUGUCCUACUUAAAGACAAAGCAGGUCAGCGGUGGAACCAACCAAACCGGGAGAGGAGGAGGAGGAGAGAAAAUCUACACAAUCGACUCAGACCGAGAGCUGAGCCUGCACUCAGAUCCCAUUCAUUACCGCGAGAGUCGUGGCCUUGCUGCUGACGAUUUGGAUUAUCCCGAGAUCUACUCCGACCACAGUGACAACUAUAGGAAGUGUGAGCAGCCAAUCAUUCAUCUGAACUCCUCGCCUUUGCAUCACACCGACUCAGAUCUUCUACCAGAUCCAACUUACUCUAAACACUACAGCCUGAAAGAAAAAAACCUUUCCCCACAUGAAUCCAUUGAUCGCUACAAACAGACACACUGUCGUUCCUGCUUGUCCAAAGUGCCAGCUAGCUACCCACCAGGAGGGCCGUACACCCCUACCGCCUCGGCCUCAGCUUCUGCCACACGCUCACCUUAUAAUAGGUGUGAAGCAUGCCUCCACAUGGCCAACCUGUAUGACAUUACUGAGGACCAGCUCCUCUCAGACCCCUUGGUCAGUCCCACCAUGCACCACCAACAGCAGCAGCAACCAGAUGAAAUGUUUGGUCUGUAUUGGCCUCAGACGGAUGGACCGCAUGUCCAAAAGAGAAACCGCUUGAGGCUGAGUCGUCAGCACUCCUUUGAUAACAUCAUGCUAGAAAAGCCCAAGGAUGUAGACCUGGGCCGACCUGCGCGCAGCGUCAGCCUCAAGGAGAAGGAUCGUUUCCUGGACUCCACAUCUGACUCGCACUAUGCGAACCUCUUCGGCAUGCGUCCCUACUCUGGCAGACUGUUUGGCACAGGCUCCAAGUCAAUGCUGUUUAACCACAAUCUGGAGGAAAGCAAGAGGAGCAAGUCCCUGUAUCCGGCCCAUGGCUCGGACAACCCUUUCCUCAGCCACUCGCUGAGGGAUGACACCAGCAGCAGACUGGUCCAUGGGCGUAGCUCCUCUGAUAUUUACAAACAGCUGGCAGUGGCCUCACCUGCAGCAGUCCUUGGAGCGCCCCCCAUCAAAACACGCAACGAUGCGAACAAUCUCCGCUCAUCCGUUAAAUCCACCACUUCAUACUGCUCACGGGACGGACGGAUAGCCAAUGACAUGUACAAUAAAGAGCAUGUGAUGCCUUACUCAGCCAAUAAGACUAGUGCAUACCCGGCCCCACGUGGCGUCCUAAACUCAGCCCAGUUCAGCAAUAGACGGGUGUAUAAAAAAAUCCCCAGUCUGGAGUCAGAUGUUUAGUUGAUAUAAGAAAUGUUGUGUUCUCUCUUCUUUACUCCUCUCUGGGUUUGUAUUAUAAUUUAUUUACUAUGUUAUCCACCAAGGGAUGCCAUAGCCACACUACGUUUUUCUUCUUCUCUUCGACAUUGUAAUCCAAAAGAACUUGUGCCCACUUGGGUAUGACGGUACUACUACUACUACUCUCUUUGCAGAUGAUAUCACCAUUUUUGUCCAUUCUCUGCCAUGUACCGAUGAGUUGGCUGCAUGGCCAGCACGCUGCCAUAAGGUAUCCUGGUGUAAAGGUGAGGGGAGUCAUUAACCCCCUAGGUUUUAAGAAGGGAUAGGAAAUGGCAUAGUCCCAUUAGUGGGCAGAGAAAGUUUAAGUUACAGUGAAGGAGGACUCCAAAGGCAUUGUUGGGGAAGAGGCAGUUUUUGUGUGUGGUGAGGAUGGAAGAAAUCUUAUGAGAGAGGAAUUAGAAGGAGAGAGAGAAGAGAUAACCUCUCUUUCAACCCCUAGUCCUUUUUCCGUUCCACCUCCACUGUCAAGCUUGGGGCUCGCUAGUUGAGGAGAACAGGCCUGACAGGGAGACCAGAUGGACACGUUUGAUGUCGUGGCCAGACAUGGAGGCAUCCCAGGAGGGCAGAGACGUCACAGUGAGCUAGUCCAACGGUCUGCUGCUAGUUACUCUGACAAAUAUGGCCACUGAGACACCUGGCAGUGAAAGAGGAGAGAAAGGGAAAAAAGGGAUGAGCAGAGUGCAGCCUCCAGCAGUUUUCGGCAGUUAGGCAUCAGCGUGCUUGGUCAGAAUUUGGUUUUAUGUGUUAAGCCUAAGGGACAUGAUAGUGACUUGAAGCUGAGAGUAAUGUAGGUGCUAUUAAUGAAUAAUGUUUACAGACUGACAGAUAAAAAAAAAGACUGACAAAAUGACAGAAUGAUAGAAAAGGACAGACAAGCAGGGAAACCUAAAGGGCAAAUGAUGGGCAUUUCAUUUGUGGCGCUGCGCAUAGAAAAAUAAUUGCAAAGUAUUGCUUUUUUAUUCUAUUAAACUAUAAGAUUUAUUAGGGAUUCUGGCAUCCGGAUCCCCCUAUGUAGGAUUUUAGUGUUUGCUUAUUUGGUAGCACAAUAGCCAUUAGUUUCUAAACCUCUCUCCCACAUUUGCUUUUGGAGAAGCAUAGCUUUCUGAAAAAUACCAUCAGGAGUGGUAGAUUAUUUUGCAUGUGUUGAUUUUUUCUGUGUUGGAAAAGACAAAUUACACACAAAUACACUCUCAGACACAUAUUUUACAUGUUUUUGAAAAGGAACUGUGUCUUUCCAUAUAUGGUGGAUAGAUACUUGUACAAUCGAAACCUUUAUCCUUGACGUUUGUGCUUAGUAAAUCAGUGUCAUGCUGUGGCUCCUGCUGCAAAAGAGCAAGAAAGUGGUGGAAGGAAAGAGAGCAAAGAGGAGAUAAACAAGGGAGAAAAGGAUGAAAUGACAACUGAGUCCAUGACCCCCUUGUUUGAGUUGGGUGCUGAUGUGUUUUUGUCUUCCGACCUCCCUGCCACUGAGAAACAGGGUAUUAGCUAUAAAAAAAAGACAAUUCCUUCCUUCUUUCCUCCUUCCUUCUUCCCUUCCUCGAUCAACAUGACACAUCACUAGAGUGUUGGACAACUAUAGGAACUACUUUAUUUUAUUUCUUUAGUUCUUUUUUGACAUUGAACUUUGAUUGGUACAGCAGUAGCAGUGCUAUACUGUAUCUAACCACUGAAGUCUAACUGGGGAUUGGGUUAACAAUUAUUGAUCUUCAAUUACUGUUGAUCCACAAUCAACCAAGGCUCCUGAGGAUCUGAAGACUACCUGAGAUGGAUCCCUUGUUUACCUUCAUAGUGUUGUUU
Micropterus salmoides (largemouth bass) is the source of this 6507-nucleotide messenger RNA. It is a transcript of the gene grin2aa, whose product is annotated as glutamate receptor, ionotropic, N-methyl D-aspartate 2A, a. The record is from RefSeq and is a predicted model, not a curated record. Lineage: Eukaryota; Metazoa; Chordata; Actinopteri; Centrarchiformes; Centrarchidae. Gene Ontology annotation, cellular component: NMDA selective glutamate receptor complex; plasma membrane; postsynaptic membrane. Bases 1 to 4653 code for a protein of 1550 amino acids. The transcript has 14 exons. Gene Ontology annotation, molecular function: NMDA glutamate receptor activity; transmitter-gated monoatomic ion channel activity involved in regulation of postsynaptic membrane potential. Gene Ontology annotation, biological process: synaptic transmission, glutamatergic; long-term synaptic potentiation; monoatomic ion transport.